Messenger RNA from Falco peregrinus (peregrine falcon), 2736 nucleotides. RefSeq names its product Yip1 domain family member 4 (gene YIPF4). NCBI's taxonomy places the organism in Eukaryota, Metazoa, Chordata, Aves, Falconiformes, Falconidae. The record is from RefSeq and is a predicted model, not a curated record. Gene Ontology annotation, cellular component: trans-Golgi network; membrane. Bases 662 to 1825 code for a protein of 387 amino acids. The transcript has 5 exons. Gene Ontology annotation, biological process: endoplasmic reticulum to Golgi vesicle-mediated transport; vesicle fusion with Golgi apparatus.
AUGGAAAAUAUUUGGGAUGAUGCUAUUAAUUCAACAAAGAAAUAAAAAGUCCAUAGUUACAUUCGAAAGGGUAUUUGCCAGCAGAUUUUUUGAUACUGAAGUUCAAAAUACUAUUUUUAGCAGUAUGCAGGAAGCAAAUUGCAUGUGUCAAGCAGCAUGAAGACAAUGAAUAGACAUGAAUAAAAUAUCUCACUAUGGAAUGAGAAGCAGAUUUAAAAUUAAACAUGAUAACAGACAGUUGGUAGGCGGGGGCAGGCAGAAAGCAUUGGCCAUGUGGAUGAACAACUUGUAGAAGAAAACUAGGAAAACUGUUGCAGACGGUGAUGAGGGGGUGAAGCUGUCAUCCUAGGGCGCUGCAGAUGCAGAGUUUCCGCUGCCAGCCUUCAGAUCAGAUCUGGGAGGUCAGGCUGGACUAAAACAUCUGGCUUCACGCCUCACACAUUGCCCACCGCGACGACGGCCGCUCUGGCACCGAAGCGGCCAGCAGCACCGAAGCAGCCUGGCCGGCCUCCGAGGCCCCUGCUUGCAAGUGGGUCGCUUCUCACCACCCCCAGAGCCUCGCCAGCCGCCCUUCCGCGAGCAGCAUUCGCUGCAGGAACACUUUUUUUUGGGGGGUUGAGACAGGGAAUUCACCGGGGCCACCUUUUGGCGUGGCGUUCGGAUGCCGCACCGACCCCGCACACGGGUCACCCCGCGGCCUCGGAAGGUAAGUGGCAAGGGGCGCCACGAGCCGGCAAACGGUGGGGGCCCCCCGCUGGGCCACAGCCCCACGGCCCCAGCCCACCACCGCACCUGUGCGCCGCCAAGGGGCCCCCGCGCGGUCCCGGCGCCGGCAGGCAGCUCCGGGGCAGGGGAUCGGGCGGAGCGGCCCCCCCCCGCGGGCAGGAGGCCCUCGGCACGGUGCCCCGCCGGAGCCUACCGCUGCCACCCCUCACACGAGUGGAGUCGCGCCUCGGCCAAUCAGCAAAAGCUUUAUACCGGAGUCGAAGUGACUCAAUCCCCGAGACGGAGCCGGGGAGCCAGUCAGCAUUGGCCCUGCGGCGACCAAUCACGGCGCGCCUUGCAAGCGGCCAAUCGGAGGGGCGGUGUCGCUUGUUGUUGUCCUGUGAGGCGGCUGCGCGGUGGUCGUUGGGUGCCGGCCGCCGCCGCAGGAGGGACGCGGGGAGGCCGCAGGCCCUGGUGCCCGCUCGUCUCUUCCUGCCCGCACCGGCCCCGCAGCCCCCGCGGAGGGCGGGGAGAUGCAGCCCCCGGGCCCUCAGCAGCCGCCGCUUUAUGCGCCCAGCAGCGGGGACUUCACCUUUGUAUCCUCGGCAGACGCCGAAGGGAGGAACUCGACAUUGAUCUGAAGGAUAUUUACUACAAAAUUCGAUGUGUGUUGAUGCCUAUGCCGUCUCUUGGGUUUAAUAGGCAGGUAGUGAGAGACAAUCCAGACUUUUGGGGUCCUCUGGCGGUUGUACUCUUCUUCUCAAUGAUUUCAUUAUAUGGACAGUUUAAGGUUGUUUCUUGGAUUAUAACUAUUUGGAUAUUUGGAUCCUUGACAAUUUUUUUACUGGCCAGGGUUCUUGGAGGAGAAGUUGCUUAUGGCCAAGUUCUUGGUGUGAUAGGAUAUUCCCUACUUCCCCUCAUUGUCAUAGCACCCGUACUUUUGGUGGUUGGAUCAUUUGAAGUUGUUUCUACCCUAAUAAAAUUGUUUGGAGUCUUUUGGGCUGCAUACAGUGCUGCAUCAUUACUAGUUGGAGAAGAAUUCAAGACCAAGAAACCCCUUCUAAUUUAUCCAAUCUUUUUAUUAUACAUUUAUUUUCUGUCCUUGUACACUGGGGUGUGAUCUAGUGCAAUAUGAGGCCAGAAACUGUAUUUUAUUCACUUGCAGACUGAUAACACAUAAGAAUAAGGAGGCUGGAGAUAACACAAGUGACUGUUUUGUAUCCGGUUGUCAAGAUGUUUUAAGAUCGGAGAGCAUAUUUGUGUAUAUUAUUUAAUGAAGCAAUUGUAGCUAUAUAGAUUUGUAUCAAAGUUCUAGGUUUGUUUAAAACUCUUCAGAUUUUAAUGAACAAAAUAAAAGAACCUUGUGUUUUAUAAGAAAAUGCAGCAAAACCACAACUCAAUACCUGUGCCAAAAGCACUAGGACCAGAUAACUACAUUCGAGGAGAAAAAUGAGAAGUUAACUGUAACAAUCUCAAAGUGCAAUUUUUCUUUUGAGCUUAAACACAGCUGGCUUUUUUGGCACAGCAAAUUCUGUAGAUAAUAUAUAUUUAUGAAACAGUCCUGAUUGUUCACAGAAUAGUCUGUAUAAUCAAGACAUGAAGAUAUUACUUUUAAUUUAGUGCCUCAAUUACUUUGAUUUGGCUAUUGAGUUUUUAUAAAUUCCAAUUUGUUUUCAAAACUUGUAUAUACUGUGUAUUUUGUAUCUAUGGCUUGUGUGUAGCGUAAGUACUCCAUGGUUAAGGAUGUAUAUUGGGUUUUUAAAAGAUUGAAGAUACAAGUAUUUGAAGUCUUCAUUUAAUAUCUCUGACCAAAGGAGCAAGAUAUUUACUGCGUGACAUUAUUAAUUAAAAUGCAUAUUUAGAGAAACAAAUUAUUUUACUUAAAAGUAUAAAUUUACAGAGAAAAGGGGGAACACUUUUCUCAGCUGUAGUGGUGGCUUAAUGUUGGAGAAAAAAGAUGAUCUAUCAAAUUUGUGUGACCUUUAAACAAUGUUAUUUUAUGAUGGCAAAAUAAAAAUAAUGCUUCCCUAA